AUGGCAGAAACUAAAACCUCCUGGCUUGGAGCAGCCUGCGCUCUCACCUUCUUCUUUGUCCUGAUCUGCCGGGUCGAUGCAGCUUCCUUCCAGCAGCAUCAGCUGCUUCAGAAAGAUCCAGACUAUGUCCUGAAAACCUUACAAAGGCUCCCAAACCCCGAUAUGAUCAAAGCUUUGGAAUACAUAGAAGAUCUCCGCCAGCAAGCUAACAAGGGGGAGAGCAGCCCCGAUUACAACUCGUACCCGAGCGUCCCGUACCUCCUGCAACAGAAAGAAAGCAAAGAUCAGGUUCACCUGCCGGAUAACCUGAGGGAUUCGUUGACUGAAGAUGAGUCCCAGUGGGUUAAGGUGAUGCUGGAAGCCUUGCGGCAAGCUGAGAAGGAGUCGAAAGGUGGCCCAAAGGAGACUAAACCUUACGCUCUGAGCGCAGAUAACAGCUUUCCAGCCGGAGUAGGCGAUGACUAUGAGGCUUACAAGUGGCCCGAGAGGUGGCAGAAAUAUCUCAAAAUGCCUCUUGGGCGCUACGAAGAGAGUUCAAGAGACAAUCCUUUCAAGCGCACGAAUGAAAUAGUGGAAGAGCAAUACACGCCCCAAAGCCUUGCGACCUUGGAGUCUGUGUUCCAGGAGCUGGGGAAGAUGGCAGGAACUAGCAAUCACAAGAAGGAAAGGCUGGAAGAGGACCAGAAACUCUAUGCCGAUGAUGAGGAUGAUGUGUACAAAGUGAAUAACAUCGCCUACGAAGAUGUGGUUGGAGGGGAAGACUGGAAUCCCGUUGAGGAAAAAGUGGAAAGUCAAACCCAGGAAGAGAUAAAAGACAGCAAAGAGGAAGUUGAUAGGCACGAGGAGGAGAUUGAUGACGAAAUGAAGAGGUCGGGGAAAUUUGGCUUCCUCGAGGAUGAAGGAAGAAGAGACCACAAAGAUCAAAUGUCAGAGGAUGUUUCAAAGCUCAUGAAUUAUUACCUGAAGAGGCUGAUGGGCGGUGCUGGGAACAGGAAACUAAGGACUGGAGGAGAACUUGAGGAAAAGAGAGCACCCACAUUUUUGGAUAAGCAACUCGAUCCGCAGUCUGUAGCUCAGCUGAUAGAGAUCUCAAGGAAUUUACAAAUCCCUCCUGAGGAUUUAAUUGACAUGUUGAAAGCUGGAGAAAAAAAGCAGCUUCCGAGCGAAAGGUUGGAGGCUGAGCAAGAAGUAGAAUUCCCAGAAGACCUUGACGAGCUCGCUGAAACCAGCCUAGGACAGAGUGAUAUAUUUAAAACUAACCUAAACUCUAAAAAUGGGUACAUGAAGCCAUCUCUUAAUGCCGUUCCAGAAAACCUGCCCGAAGACCUCAAUAUUGAAGACAUCGUGAGUCUGCUGGGAAGUGACAGUUUAGCGAGCCAGAACCCCUCCUACUUACUAAAUCGUCUCAAUCAAGACAACGAUUUGCCGAGACUGUCUUACAUCCCCAGAAGGUUGAAAGGGCGCCCGUUUCCUAAAGCCGCCUGGAUGAGCGACCUGGAAAGGCGACAGCUGGAGACAGAGAAGCUCAAUGAGCAGGACGAAGAGUUGGCCGACUACUUGGCCAAGGUGUUGGCCAAAUACCCUGACGUCAUCAACACGAACCAGCUGAAACGAGUGCCCGUCCCAGCUUCUGGAAGUGACCUGCAGGAGGACGACCGGCUGGAGCAGGCGCUCAGGGAGCAUCUCCGCCAGCUGGGACCACAGGAGGCCGCUGAGUUGGCUUCGCUCAGCAAAAGGCUCUCCGUGGCUGGCGGCGACACCGACGACACGCAAAGCAGGCAGUACCUGGACGAGGAUAUGCUCGCCAAGGUGCUGGAGUAUCUAAAACAGGAGAAGUCAGAGCUCGAAAGGGAUCACAUUGCCAAACGGGCGAUGGAAAACAUGUAAUCGCUCCCUAAAUAUUAUUUCUCUUCAAUGUGUUGACUUCUCUCCCGGUUCAGUUGUGAUUUCUUCCCGCUCUCCCACUACACGACCUCUGGUAGGCUACUUACCAGUGAACAGUCUGCAUAUCUUUCUCAGAGCUGUUAUAUUGUUUAUUGAUAUCCUUCUAUAUGUUAUAAAUGAUGGGGCGAACCACAAAUUGCUUCAGGUGUUUUAAGAAACAAUUGAAUGAAAUCGAGUAAAACUAUGACAUGUAAACAAACGACCUUUGCAUUGUCAAUAAAACAUGAUAAACUACGCGUGACAAUUAUCGGUUGAAAUUUUUAAGAUUAACUGGAUUAUUUUGUUACUGUCUGUAGUGGUUUUUUGUGGAGUACCGAAUAAAAAAAAAGUAAAGCAUUAUAUAUAUAUAGUUUUAUUUACAAGGCUUUUUCUAUUCAGUGUUUUAUUGUUGAUGAAUAAAUUAUUUCUGGACAAU
Apaloderma vittatum (bar-tailed trogon) is the source of this 2359-nucleotide messenger RNA. It is a transcript of the gene SCG2, whose product is annotated as secretogranin II. The coding region runs from base 1 to 1887 and encodes 628 amino acids. The record is from RefSeq and is a predicted model, not a curated record. Lineage: Eukaryota; Metazoa; Chordata; Aves; Trogoniformes; Trogonidae. The transcript has a single exon. Gene Ontology annotation, cellular component: secretory granule.